AUUUUUGCCGGUCUCUAUAACAGUGGGAUAUAUAUAUAUAUAGGUAUAGGUACAUAUAGAGAGAUAAGGAGCUGAGACGGAUAAGGCAAAUGGGAAACAAGAGGGAUUUGCUGUUGUGCUUGCUGGUACUAAUGGUAGCCAUGGAUGGGGCAAUAGCAAGUCAUAAAUGGAGGCCAUUUAACCGAAGCUGUUUUCCACCUGGUUUUAUUUUCGGUGCCGGAUCAGCUGCUUACCAGAUUGAAGGAGCAGCUCUUGAAGAUGGAAAAGGAGCAAGUGUAUGGGACAUUCUCGUUAGACAACAUCCAGAAAGAAUUGUUGAUAGAAGUACAGGAGAUGUUGCAGUUGAUUUCUAUCAUCGUUACAAGGAAGAUAUCAUGCUUAUGAAAAAAAUUGGUUUGGAUUCCUUCAGGUUCUCCAUUUCAUGGACUAGAAUUUUACCCAAGGGGAAACUUAGUGGCGGGGUAAACCCAUUGGGUGUCCAAUUUUACAGCAAUCUCAUAGACGAUCUUCUUGCCAAUGGUUUAAAGCCCUUUGUCACUUUACUCCAUUUUGAUCAUCCCCAAGCUCUUGAAGAUGAAUAUGGUGGAUUUUCAAGUCCCAAAAUUGUGGAUGACUUUGUAGAUUAUGCUGAUUUUUGCUUUAAAACAUUUGGGGAUCGAGUCAAGCAUUGGGUGACCAUGAAUGAACCUAAUGGGUGGAGCUUAGGCUUCGGCCAGGGCUUACCUCCCUCUUCAACCCGGCCUUAUAUCUUAGCCCAUCAUUUUCUUCUUUCCCAUGCAGCUGCCGUCAAUCUCUACAGGAAGAAAUACCAGGCAUCUCAAAAGGGAAAAAUUGGAAUCACCUUAGUAACCACUUGGUUUGAACCAAAAUUUGAUACAACCGCGGACCACAAGGCAGCUUCCAGGGCUCGGGAUUUCCUUUUUGGAUGGUUUAUGGAUCCAAUAAUAUAUGGUGAGUAUCCAAAGAGCAUGCAACCAUUGGUAGGAAACAGACUGCCCAAAUUCACUGAAGCAGAGUCCAAGCUGUUAAAAGGGUCAAUUGAUUUCCUUGGUGCAAAUUACUACACCACUAAUUACGCAGAAAAUGGUCCAUCGAAUACUCCCUUCCUACCCACUGAUGCCAGAGUAAAUCUCACAACCGAGAAGAACGGAGUUCCCAUCGGCACAACCACUGAUGUGAGCUGGCUUUUCAAUUAUCCAAAGGGUUUGAGAGACCUCCUGCUAUAUUUAAAGAAGAAAUAUAACAAUCCGACCAUUUACAUUACAGAAAAUGGGGUGGCUGAAGCAAAUAAUGCUUCAUUGACAGUAAAAGAAGCACUCAAAGAUAGCACCAGGAUUCGAUACCUUGGCGGACACUUAAAGUACCUUCUAAAAGCAAUCCAGGAGGGUGUUAACAUAAAGGGUUACUACAUGUGGGCCUUUUUGGAUGACUUCGAAUGGAAUUCUGGAUAUACACUUCGGUUCGGGUUCACAUACAUUGAUUACAAGAACAACUUGAGAAGAUACCUUAAGUAUUCAGCUUAUUGGUUCAAGAAAUUCCUCCUUAAUUAACAACAACAAUGUCACAAUGGAUUACAACACAAUAGAAUAAUAGUAUUACUUCAUUAAUGUUACACAAAGGAGACCAUCUUCUAUUGUGACAAUUUCUACCUAGUACGGAGAUGUCACACAUGCAAAGAGUUUUACAAACCAUUUUCUCACAUAAAAUGUACAAAACAUACAUUAAAGUUUUAGGUGCCUCUUAACUUCUAA
This is a messenger RNA of Gossypium raimondii (Peruvian cotton), 1751 nucleotides long. RefSeq names its product beta-glucosidase 12. NCBI's taxonomy places the organism in Eukaryota, Viridiplantae, Streptophyta, Magnoliopsida, Malvales, Malvaceae. The record is from RefSeq and is a predicted model, not a curated record. The transcript is spliced from 12 exons. The coding region runs from base 90 to 1550 and encodes 486 amino acids. Gene Ontology annotation, molecular function: beta-glucosidase activity. Gene Ontology annotation, biological process: carbohydrate metabolic process.